Molecule: messenger RNA, 642 nt
Organism: Acanthosepion pharaonis
Lineage: Eukaryota; Metazoa; Mollusca; Cephalopoda; Sepiida; Sepiidae
Source: the annotation of a GenBank genome assembly
AUGCUUUAUCCACUUCUUGCGUCACGCAUUGCUUUGGCCAGAUCUGGCUUUGGCAAGAAAUUGUUAGCACCUGCCAGCUAUGGUCUGAUUUCAUUGGGUGUUCAUUGCAAGCAUACUUUGCCUGAUCUCCCAUAUGAUUAUAAUGCUCUGGAGCCUUACAUCAGUGCAGAUAUCAUGAAAUUGCAUCAUCAAAAACAUCAUGCAACAUAUAUCAAUAACUUAAAUAUUGCUGAAGAAAAACUGGCAGAUGCAGUGGUUAAAGGGGAUACCUCAACAAUUAUAAGUCUUCAACCAGCUCUUAAAUUUAAUGGUGGAGGACAUUUGAACCAUAGUAUAUUCUGGGAAGUGCUUAGUCCACAUGGAGGUGGUGAACCUGAAGGAAAAUUAAUGGAAGCUAUUGGUUCUGGAUGGUGCUGGCUUGGAUAUGAUGUAACUGCAAAACAGUUGAAGAUAGUAACCUGUGUGAAUCAAGACCCAUUAAAAGCCACUACAGGUCUCAUCCCUUUGUUUGGUAUAGAUGUCUGGGAACAUGCUUACUAUUUACAAUACAAGAAUGUACGGCCUGAUUAUGUGAAAGCAAUUUUCCAUAUUGCCAACUGGAAAAAUGUUGCUGAAAGAUUCAACGCUGCUCAAGUUUCAUAA